AUGGCUUUGAAAAAGCCGGGAAAGGCACCAAAUGCUGGCUUGCCCCAGGUGCGCAAGUCAGCCCUAAAAGUUCCUUCAGUCCGAAAGGAUGCUCCUACUUCAAAGCAAGCAUCUACUGAGCAGCCCGCUGGGAAGCUCAAAGCUGAGGUCUUAAAGAGAGCCACGGCUGCCAAUGCUACCGCUGGCACAUCCCAGAAGGAGAGUCAGCCCAAGGUGGGAAAAAAGACGAAACCAGAGGAGAGAACUGGGAAGAAGACGAAGCCAAAGGAGAGAACUGAGAAGAAGACAAAGUCAGAGGAGAGAGGAGCGAAGAAGACGAAGCCAGAGGAGAGAACUGAGAAGAAGGUGACGCCAGAGGGCAGAACUGAGAAGAAGAAACCAGAGGAGAGAAAUGAGACUGACAGGAAGAAGGCGCAGGCAGAUGAUCAGAAGAAACUGCCUCCUGGGCAAACACAGACAGCAGAUGGCAACAAGAAAGAAGGGAAGAAGGAAGCAGACCCGAAGAAAGCACCGCAGAAAGGCAAAGAGAAGGUUGAGGAGAAAAAACCGGCAAGGAAGGCAGGAGUAGUGGAGGCAGAGUGCGCCCCUGGAACCAGCAGCAGCAGCUUCAGCAAGAAGCCUCGGGUUGAAAAGCAUGAGGGAAGAAAGGCAGAGCAAACCGAAAAGCUCAAGACUCUGGCAGCUCAGUUGGAAAAAUCCAGCAAGCCAACGGUCAAGGCGCCAACCACUCCACCAGCAAAGCGCUUUAGAAUGAAGUUGCCAGCCAACUCAGUCACCACUGAUGCCAGCAGCGCCCGCUACAAGACUUCCAGCAACAAGGAGAAAGCCGAAGCAGCCAUGGCCAAAAAACUAAAAGGCUCACUAGAGCAAUGCGUGAAGGAAGCAGAAGCACGUGCAGAAGAGGAUGGCCAACAGAUGCUGAUGCUGUUGGACGAGAUUUGUGGUGAAGCUGACAAGGAGAACACGGCACCUGCAUGCAAUGAGGAGGAGGCGAGCAUGGAUGAAGCAGCAAGUGACCCCCCCGACAGUGACGACGAAGAUCAAGAGGAAGAGGAGAAUCAAAAGAAGCAGGAGGCAGGGCAGGGGGAAGCCGAUUUAGAGGAGCAGGAAGAAGAAGAAGAAGAGGAGGCAGAUACAGAAGCAGAAGAAGAAGAAGAACAAGAAGAAGCAGAAGAGCAGGUGGAUGGAGAAGGCGACAAGUCAGAGACGGGAGGUGACGAAAGCCAGGAGGAGGAGGAAUCGGAGGAGGAAUCAGAGGAGGAUGACAAGGAGUCGGACAAGGACACGGGUGCCAAUGACACAGAGAUGACAGGAGAUCAGAAAGAAGGGAAGGAGAAAGGAACAGAGCUAGUUGAGGCGGUCAAGAACACCCAGCGCAACAGCAGCUUUGCUGAGCAUAUCAAGGCAGGCGGCUUCCCACAGGAACUCCAGGCGAUGCUGAAGCGCAAAAAGACAGACCUGUUCGGGCUUUGGAUCGAUUUCAAUGAAGACUGGGACCGUGUGGGGGCCGAAGUUGAAAGAACCAGAGAAACGUCCAAUUUGUCCCGAAAGGAAUGGGAAGCAGUUCAGGCAAAAACGUUAAAGUCACAGAUGUCCCAAGAAAAGUUCGAUGACCUGGUGAAGAAACGAAAGGAGUCUGGAUUGUAUUACCAGGAUGAUGAUUAUCCCAAUGAUGAGCUGGACAGGGAAACGUGGUACUACAUGCCCAAGGGGCGGCUUUUGAGGCAGGAUGACAAGACUGCGGACUCACUGAAAGUCAAGGGUACCAAAAAACUUGAUGACCAGAUGUUUCGGGCUCUCACCGGGGAAGAAGGUCCUCUCCCCUGUGGGGCCUUGCCUGCAGUCAGAGCGCAAUCAGAAGCCGGCCAGAAAGCCAUUCUGAAAGCCUUGGAUGAUGAAGGGAAAGAGGUGGUCAAGCAAAAGAAGCCCCCCAAAAAGGCAACAGGUGAUGCCGAACCAGUGGUUCCAAAGACCGUGCUUGAGUCAAGGGCUCAAUGCAUUCAGAUUCCACAUCUCAGGGCACUUGAGUUGUUUCGUUUGUAUUCCAAAAACUUCUCCAAAGACGUCCAACAUCCAAAUCUCAUCCAGCAGUUGCCAGCCAGCGCGGCGCCCAGGGAAGCGAAGGUCAAGCUGGUGCAAGUCCUUGAUGAGUCGACAAAAGCGAGAUCCAAGUACAUCCAGUUGCAAGGGACAGAGUUUGCUGACCAACUUGCCCAUGAACUAAAGAGGCAUGCUGAUGCUAUGGAACAACUCUACGCAGUUCUGAAGGCAGAGGUCAACAAAACCAAACCUUCUGAUUCGUUACUCACCGACGUUCUCAGCAGGAUUCAGAAGAAACAGGAUUGGUAUGCCAAAGCGGAGGUAGAAAAGGAUGAAGAUCCUUUGGCAGUCGAAGCAAGCGUAUUGCUCCCACACGAGGUUUUUGGAGCUCUGCAUGACAUGGGGUCUGCCAAGGUUCGAGAAGGGGUGAACAAAACUUUGGCUGAAUUGGUGGCCUGGUCCCUCCGAUGUGCUGCUGAAGGGCGGUACCCUGACCGUGGGUUCUAUGGUGAAGAGUUUCCAAAAAACACUUACAGGUCUAGCAGGUGUGGAAAGCCCAUUGCAGAUGGGCACAAGCUCCUUUACAUGACUUUCAAAAGCGACCUCAAAGCCCGAAUGCAGUGCCACCUGAUGAAGAACUACUACAGGAUUGCAAACAACACAAGUACCUCAUUCUACAAGAUUGGAUCAGAUUUUUUCUUGCGACCUUUUGUACAGGAAGAUCCGUUGCUGCAACUUCUGGCCGCAUGUGCCCACUCCUUGGCGAGGGCGCAGGACUUGAUGGAUGAGUCAGGGCUGGUUCUUUCCCCAGAGGAUGCUGCCGAAAUUUCAAGGAUGCUACACCUUCAUCUUCGCAGCACUGAAUUUUUGGCGGCACACUGCUGGCAGCAUGGAGUAAUGGCUUUCAAGAUGAGACCAAAACACCAUUACAUAUGGCAUGUUGCGAUGGACGUUGCAAAGACUAGACUCAAUCCUAGGCUGCACCAUGUUUGGAGCGAUGAAAAGUUUUUAGGUUGUAUAAAAAAGGUUGCCUGCCGUUGUCAUGGGGCAACUGUGCAAAAACGAGCAAUCGAAAGAUAUUUGAUUGCGCUCUCCACUUUCUUGGCCAAAAAGGCUUAGCGACUGGUGCC
Messenger RNA from Cladocopium goreaui, 3170 nucleotides. The record is from the annotation of a GenBank genome assembly. Lineage: Eukaryota; Dinophyceae; Suessiales; Symbiodiniaceae.